CUAUGAGUUGUUGUUUCUGUCAGUGUUUGGUUCCAGCUGAUCUGACCGCAGCCAUUAUUAUAGUCAGCUUACAGCACGCAGCUCACACUAGCGCGCGGACACAGACUGAGCACGCGAGAGCAUAAUAUGGGGGAGUGAUGGCGGCGUCAGACUGCUACAUCGUGCACGAGAUCUACAACGGGGAGAAUGCGCAGGACCAGUUUGAGUAUGAGCUGGAGCAGGCACUGGAGGCCCAGUAUAAAUACAUUGUUAUCGAACCCACACGGAUCGGCGAUGAGACAGCCCGUUGGAUUACCGUGGGCAACUGCCUGCACAAGACGGCUGUGUUGUCAGGUGCUGCUUGCCUUCUGACACCACUUUCACUGCCCGUUGAAUACUCUCGUUACUUGGCGUUGCCUGCAGGAGCCCUCAGCGUGGCCUGCUCUGCCCUCUACGGGAUUUCGUGGCAGUUUGACCCCUGCUGCAAGUACCAGGUGGAAUAUGACAGCCAAAAACUCUCGCGGCUGCCCCUGCAUACACUGACCUCCUCGACACCCGUGGUAUUGGUACGCAGGGAUGACAUCCACAGAAAGAGACUCCAUAAUACGAUAGCACUGGCGGCCCUGGUAUAUUGCGCCAAGAAGAUCUAUGAACUCUAUGCGGUAUGAGUGCACUCUGAAGAGGAUUUAAAAACCAACAGAAAAAGGAGAAAAAAAAACCCUAUUCACCCCCAGAUGUGAGAGAAGUGGAAGUCACGAUCAGGCCCAGCAGUUAGCUCCACAUGUGGUGGGUGCUUCCAUUUUGAACUUUGAUCAGAGGGAUAUAGUUAAAACUAGAAGGAAUUGUUUUUUUCCCUUACAUUUCCUUUAAUUCUAUGUGACAACAGCAGCACACUUAUCUCCGUAGUACCCUUGCGCUUCCUCCCCUGCGCUCUACACCUGCAUCCUUCACACGCAAGAAGCUCAUUCUCAAGGGUAUGGCUGCAGUUCCUGCGGACUGAAUUGUAUUGGAGUGAUGUGGACAGACAUGUUUUGUGUACCAAACUCUUUCCCCUUUCCCUCAUAGUUUUACUGUACCCCUUUCUUGCUGAUCAGUACAUCACCCUUCAUUAAACAUUAGGAUAUUUCAAACUCA
Molecule: messenger RNA, 1113 nt
Organism: Acanthochromis polyacanthus (spiny chromis)
Lineage: Eukaryota; Metazoa; Chordata; Actinopteri; Pomacentridae
Gene: tmem11
Product: transmembrane protein 11
Exons: 2
Coding region: 138-647 (169 amino acids)
Biological process (GO): inner mitochondrial membrane organization
Cellular component (GO): mitochondrial inner membrane
Source: RefSeq, a predicted model, not a curated record